AAACUUUUUUAAAUAAAAAAAAAAAAUGUUCAAAAAACUGCCAAUUUAUUUUAUAUCAAAACGACCAAUUUGUACAAUUAAUUCUAAGGAAUGCUUCAUGAAAAAUUUCGAUAUCAAAUAUAAAUGAAGAGCGUGUGUCGUCACUUUCACUCAAAGAAUCAGUUAAAACUUUUAAUGAUCGAUUAAAAAGAGGAGAUGUAGUGAUUUAUAGAGCACCGGAAGAUUCAAACAAGUUCUUUUGGUGGUGGCAUAUUGCCGCUUUCUUACAAUUAAUAUUUUGGGUAAAUUUGGCUGAAUUGUCAUGGAGAUAUCAACAAAAAAAAAAAGAAGUUCAGGAAUCCAGCACAUUUCUUGAUAAAUACAAACCAAUCAUGUAUGUAGCAUCAUAUUUAUUUGCAGGACUUGGAAUUGGUGCAGCAAUGUUUGCAAUUCCUGCUAGGAGUAUUCUAACUAUGAUUAUAUUAAAAAAUGGAACAAUGGCAAAGAUUAUAACAGGCAGAAAAUAUCGAUGGGGCAGAGAAAAAAAGAUUCCCGUAAAAAAGCUGUAUAUAAAUCAAUCUGUGUGUAAUAACAAAGGAUCAGGGAAAAUGAUAAGUGCUUUAUUUUUACGAAGUGAAUAUGAAAAAAUGGCAUAUAUGCUAGAGAGAUCAGGUAAGUUUGAGAAUCCUAGGAUAUUUGAUUUAUUAUUUUAUAAAAAUCCAAAAGGUAAGUAAUUCUAAUGUGGUAAGCAUUCACUGUUUAUAUUAAAUACACUUAUUUUAUAUUUUAAGAAAAUAAAUUGAUUGAAUUUGUUGAUUAUAACGAAUAUUUCCUAUUUCUUUGUGUCAUAUAUAUAUAUAUAUAUGUAUAUAUGUAU
Messenger RNA from Rhizophagus irregularis DAOM 181602=DAOM 197198, 856 nucleotides. NCBI's taxonomy places the organism in Eukaryota, Fungi, Glomeromycota, Glomeromycetes, Glomerales, Glomeraceae. The record is from RefSeq and is a predicted model, not a curated record.